GAGGAAAGCUCGCGGGAGCCGAGGAGCUGCGGGGAGAGGGGCUCGAGGCAUUCUGGGAAAUGUAGUCUAGUUGGCCUGGCCAUCGUUUCGUGGUGGGAGCCAAGGUUCCUUCCGGGAAGGGGCUGAGCAGGCUUGGAGAGAGGUUGUGACUGUACCUUUUAACUUUGUAACAAGAGCGCAAGAACUCUUUGUCCAUGAAUGAUUUGCCUGGUUGAUUUAGACACUGAAGAUAAUCUUGUGAAUUGCUUGUAGUUUAUUGGCUCUGGUUCUUAGUGUGCAUCUCAGUAUGCUACGACGAAAACCCACGCGCCUGGAGUUAAAGCUUGAUGAUAUUGAAGAGUUUGAGAGCAUUCGAAAGGACCUAGAGACCCGUAAGAAACAGAAGGAAGAUGUGGAUGUCGUGGGAGGCAGUGAUGGAGAAGGAGCCACAGGGGUCAGCAGUGACCCCAAGAGCCGGGAACAAAUGAUGAAUGAUCGAAUUGGUUACAAACCCCAGCCCAAGCCCAACAGUCGCUCAUCUCAGUUUGGAAAUUUUGAAUUUUAGAGCUGGAUUAUCUUGCAUGCCAGAGCCCCGGAGUGGAAUAAAAUGAUGGCAGAAGUACAAACCAGAUUUAGAGAAUUGGUGCUUACAGUGAAGCAGAAUGUUUUACCUCCUGCAGAGAGAAAUAUUUCUGUAGGAGACUGCUGAUUCUUAACUUUUACUCUAAGCUAGAAUCCAAACUCUGAUUUGCCUCUGGAAAAGCUGACUAUAAAAAUCACCUGAUUCUUGUUUUUAAAAAUAAAUAUAUUUUUGGAAA
This is a messenger RNA of Ochotona princeps (American pika), 797 nucleotides long. RefSeq names its product cell division cycle 26 (gene CDC26). Lineage: Eukaryota; Metazoa; Chordata; Mammalia; Lagomorpha; Ochotonidae. Bases 287 to 544 code for a protein of 85 amino acids. The record is from RefSeq and is a predicted model, not a curated record. Gene Ontology annotation, cellular component: anaphase-promoting complex. The transcript has 4 exons. Gene Ontology annotation, biological process: regulation of mitotic cell cycle; protein K11-linked ubiquitination; anaphase-promoting complex-dependent catabolic process.